AUGGAUAUUCUUCAAAACCUCAAGGAGGGGGAUAUUGAAUGGAGAGCUUAUUGGAUGGUCCCCGACGAGAUCAUGUACCGAUGUGGUAACUUCGAUUGGGUGCCAUUGUUAGGAAUCUGGGGAGCUACUGGGUAUACUCCGUUGAUAGCUUUAAGGUUAGCCAUCGGUUCUAUGGUAACAUCCGAGUACAGCGAGUGGUUUAAGAAGAGGAUUAAUGAUAAUAUUCCUAGGCCAAGCUUGGAGAGUGCUCGACCUGUCGGAGAACAAUUACAAAUCGCCCCAUCAGAAUUAGAGAUUAUAAGACAAGAUUUCGAGAAGAAAAGUUUGGAGCUUGGGAAAAAGAUCGAACAAUUGGAGGAAGAGAAGAUGCACCUAAGGUUAGAGGCUGAUGUCCAGAAGUCAGAGGCUGAGAAGUGGAAAAAAGGAAAAACUAAGGCUGAAGAAGAUCUAGACAGUUUGAAAACGGAUUACAAGAAGUUACGCCUAUCUAUGAGGACUGCGGGCUUAGGUAAGACUUCCGAACAAUGGCGCCAUGAAAUUCGAGAAGAAAAGGCUAAUACCGACCGGUGGGAAAGGAAAUUCCGAGAAGCUCAGGCACGAAACCAAGAUUUGGAGAAAAGUCUGUCGGAAAGCAGAAAUGAGCGAGGGGAAUUAAGGGCUAGAGUGUCAGAAGUCGAGAAGUCUUUGCGUCAAUACCGAAACUGCAACACCGCGAUGGAAUUGAAGGCAAGAUUGAGCAAGAUAGAAGAAAUGAAAGGAAAAAUUGAAGAGUUAGAGGCGUCGCUACAAAACUAUGAGAUGAGGGUCCAAUUUUUCGAGGCAAACGAGGAUCGUUGGAAGGAGCAGCUUCACCAUGCGCAAGACCAAGUUAGAAACAGAGAUUACCUUAUGGGGGAGGCCAUAACUCAGAUUCGGGAAGUAGCGGACUACUUGCAAACUUUAGCUGUCCAGGCGGACACACUGAGCGUGAAAUAUGAGUUAGUAUCGGAGCGCGGACAAGAGCUGGCCUCAUUGCUUAGAAAAAUUAGGACUUUGGGCGCUAGAGCGAGAUUUUAUUUGUAA
Messenger RNA from Gossypium arboreum, 1062 nucleotides. RefSeq lists its product as uncharacterized. The record is from RefSeq and is a predicted model, not a curated record. Lineage: Eukaryota; Viridiplantae; Streptophyta; Magnoliopsida; Malvales; Malvaceae. The transcript is spliced from 2 exons. Bases 1 to 1062 code for a protein of 353 amino acids.